Messenger RNA from Patella vulgata (common limpet), 1583 nucleotides. Its product is annotated as leucine-rich repeat neuronal protein 2. Gene Ontology annotation, cellular component: extracellular matrix. The record is from RefSeq and is a predicted model, not a curated record. NCBI's taxonomy places the organism in Eukaryota, Metazoa, Mollusca, Gastropoda, Patellidae. Gene Ontology annotation, molecular function: protein binding. The transcript has 2 exons. The coding region runs from base 36 to 1577 and encodes 513 amino acids.
GGGAAAAAACAAGAAAUAGAAAGUAUCGAUUCAACAUGGAUGUGGUAUUGAAGUUGACUGUGCUUCUAAUAGUCGUUAACGGAAGAAACAGUUUAGCCAUGAGGAUUAAAUGUUCUGAUGAGAUCGCUGUUGGUAACACUGUUUGGAAUUGUUCAGAUUCAAAUAUCUUCGAAUUUCCCAAUCUUAGCAUACAUCCUGGAAUUGAGAUAUUGGAUUUCAGCUUCAACCAGAUUAAUCAUAUUCCCAAAAUUGACCAGGAAAUAACAGAUAAAAAUUGUCCAGGACAUAUCCAAAAACUUUAUCUACAGCAUAACCAAAUCAAAUCACUUGAUAACGAUACAUUUUAUAACCUGAAAUGUCUGACAUAUCUAGAUUUAUCUUACAACCAACUUUCAGGGGUCGAUUUUAAUGAAAAUAUAUUCCACGGUCUUCUGAAUUUAAUAACCCUUAAUAUAUCGUAUAACCCACUGAUGGUAUUGAAGAACUUUUCAAUGGAACAUUCUAGUGUUGCUAUUUUGGAACACUUUGAAGCUGUUAAUUGUCAGCUUGGAACUAUAGAACCCGAAUCCCUUAAUCAGCUAAGUUUUUUGAGAAGUAUGAACCUAAGUCACAAUAGUUUAUCUUCUGUGAAUUCUCAUUUAUUCAAUCAUCUAAAUUUCUUAUGUCGACUGGAUUUGAGUUACAAUAAAUUAACUGAUAUCACCAACCAAACCUUUUACCCUCUGUUGGCAUUGAAACAUCUACAUUUAGAUUCAAAUCAAAUCUCCAAAAUACAAGAUGGUGCUUUUCAUGGAUUAACCCGGAUGUCUCAUCUGUCGUUGAGAAAUAACACACUGUCCAAGUUUCCCUUUGAGCCAUUGAGACCUGCAAUUGCCCUUAAAGAGUUGGAUAUAAGUGCUAACUUGAUUGCUUCAUUCAACAAAUAUUCGGGUAAUGUUAUCAGAACAAAAAUGGAACUAUUUAGAAUGGAGGAUAUGCCUAGACUUCGUUAUAUCGGUGCUCACUCGACGACGGUCUUUCCCCAUCUUAAAUAUUUGUAUCUCAGAAAUAAUCAUGCAUUAAACAAAAUCGCACCAGAAGCUUUCACAGAGAGUUUUAAAAGUCUACAAUAUGUUUAUAUAAAUGACAAUGGUUUAACGACAAUUGAUAAGGAUACGUUUCCCUGGAGCAGUUUAUUGGAUUUAGAUUGGUCUGGCAAUCCAUGGGCCUGUGAUUGCUAUUUAAAGUGGGUGGUAACAUUUCAUUCAGUCAAUAAAACUUUAAAAUGCCAUACACCAACAAAAUUUAAAGGAAGAGAUUUGCUGGAGUUGCAUCCCCUGGAUUUGAAAUGCCCUCGUUCGUUAGUAAUUGUGUUUCUCGCGUUUGCAAUUUCAAUAACUGUUGCCCUAGCGGUUGCUAUAUUAUUUAUUUUGUGGAGAUAUAAACAUAGAUUUAGAUGUUUGAGAAGAAAUAAUAGUAGAUACAGGUCUGUCUAUACAAAUGAAAGGGAAGAUGAAGACGGUAGAGCGAGCAUUGAGCUUACACCAGAGGAUGAACGUCCCCUAACCUCCGGAGGACAUGUUACUGAAAAUGACUGAAUCUAU